This is a messenger RNA of Aureobasidium uvarum, 1923 nucleotides long. The record is from the annotation of a GenBank genome assembly. NCBI's taxonomy places the organism in Eukaryota, Fungi, Ascomycota, Dothideomycetes, Dothideales, Saccotheciaceae.
AUGGACUUCCUCAAGUCUGCCGUCGCAUCGGCCAUCUCAAAAGGUCCCGCCUUUCCCUACUCGUUUGGCGAAAGAGUCGACAUCGAUCAGUCUAUCUGGACUCUCCACAACGGCACCAAGAGGGAAGACGGCUCCCGAUGCAGCAUCCUCUCCUUCGACGUGACGGCCAACAAAUCCCGUCUUCCGCUCGCAAAGAACGCAUUGCGCAAGUUCCGCACUCUUCGACACCCUGGUGUCAUCAAGGUCUUGGAUGCUGUUGAGGAAGCCACUUCGGUACACGGUUGCAUCCGCACCUCCUCAAUAUUCACUACCGAUAGUGGAGAAUGGAAGCUGGGCGGCCUGGACGUCUUGAGCUCCAUGAAGGAAGAUGAGGCCGUCAUCUAUGUCGCCAAAGGCGGCUGGGACAGCAUCAAACGAAACCCUGUGUCUGCCGUCGAUUCUUACGAUUUCGCUAUCCUUGUGAUUGAAGUCUUCAAUGGGACCUUCUCGGGAAGUGAUCAGGUUGGUCAGACCAAGGGCAUUCCUGUUAGCAUGCACGCUUCAUACAAACGUCUGGCCCAUGCAAACCCCAAGACCAGACUCAGUAUCGCCCAUUUCUUGGAACAAGGGCGAAAAUCUGGCUCAUUCUUCGACACCCCACUCAUUCAAUUGACCGAUGGCAUUGAUAAUCUGGGGUUAAAGACUGAAACUGAGCAAGAUUUCUUCCGAGUCAAGGUGCUUCCUGAGCUUCUCAAGUCUCUCGAAUUUGGUGGUGGAGGUCCCAAGGUCUUGUCCCUUGUCAUGCGUAUUGGCAAGAAACUUUCAGAUGAAGAGUACGAGUCGACCAUUACACCGGUGGUUGUCAGACUCUUCAGUAGUCCAGACCGCGCAUUGCNNGUUACUGGUUUCACCGACCUCGCUCCGCUUGUCAGAGAACAGACUGUCAAGGCAGUCUUGGUCGUGGUUCCAAAGCUGUCGGACCGCAUUAUCAAUGGCGAACUACUGAGGUACCUGGCUAAGACCGCAAACGAUGAACAGCCAGGCAUCCGAACAAACACAACUAUCUGUCUUGGAAAGAUUGCAAAGAAUCUUGGCUCCAGCUUGCUUCCGGCAAUCUGUCCGUCACUUGUAGACAAGGAGAAAAUCAUCCGAGACCAAGCCAACAAGACUUUGGAUCUGUACCUUCAGCGCAUUCGCAAGUAUGGCCAGACUCUGCCUGAUAGUGUACUGCCGCCACCGGAAGCUGCUGGCUCGAACGCGCCACGCAUGAGCACCCCGCAACCGGGGGGUGCGGGAGCAGGGUGGGCUGGUUGGGCUAUAUCGUCUUUCACGAACAAGCUUGCAACAGCCAGUGGAGAAAUUCAACCUAACAGCAGUGCAGCAACAGCAGCCAGCUCGGAUCGACCAUCUUCUACUCCCCCAGCAAACCUGAGUUCGUCAGCUGCUCAGUCUCUUCCUCUUGGUCAGACUCGACCUACACCAACUUUCUCUCCUUCUGCGCCGACGGUGCCUAGAGUGUCUUCGGGCCUACGAAACGCAACCCCGACCAUGUCUGAUGUGGACCAGGAAGACUUUGGUGAUGACUGGGGUGCGAUGAAUGAUGACGACGGUGCCGCCGAUGCAUGGGGUGAGUUAUCAAACAGCGCACCGCCCAUGGCAUCCACAAAACCUUCGACUGCAAACUUUGACGAUGGUGGUGAGCCCGACUUCGAGGGCUGGCUAAACGCGCAGGCACAGGCCAAGACGAAAGCAAAGAACCCUCUCCCCAAAGGUCUUGCGAAGAGCAAACCAGUAUCUGCCGUAGCACCAAAGCCGAGCGUAGUCAGGAGUUCGUCUGCAUCAGUCACAUCCAAGGCGAAGCCUGUAGCAAAGCCGGCACCUAGUAAGCCAGUAAAGCCUGCAGCCAAGGAAGAAGAGGAAGAUGACUGGGGCUCAGCAUGGUGA